AUAAUUAAUGUCAAUAUAACAAACCCACCAACUACAUCUCUUAUUCUCACCAUUGAUUUUAUUUUUGACUUGAUUUUCAAUGCUAAAUAAAUAACCACACUAAUUUAAUACCCCCUUCCCUCCACCUUUCACACCCCCACAAACAUUUAUAGGACACAAACCAUAACACCUUUGCCUUACAAUCAUUUUUCCUAAACAAAAAAACACACACAAAGUUAAAAACCUACCACUUGUUAACAAAUACACCAAAAAAUGCCAACCAUUUCCCUUUCUUUUCCUUCCCUUCUUAACACCCCAAUUUCCUCUUAUUUCCUCCCUACCACAACAAACACUACUCACACCUCCAAUAUCCCACCACUCGACCCUCCUUCCCCUUCUCCCUCGCUGCCACCACUCGAUCAACAGCAGCAACAACAACAACCACCACCGCCUUCCACAAAGGCAAUGGACGCGGUAGAGCUAAUGCGAGUAUUCCAAAUGUUUGAUCACAACGGUGACGGGAUGAUAACAAUGGGGGAGUUACGUGAGUCGCUUACGAACAUGGGGAUCAUUAUCCCUGACUCCGACCUUACACAACUAAUCGGUCGAAUCGACGUCAAUGGCGACGGAUGUGUUGACGGUAACGAGUUUCAAGCCCUAUACACGCUUCUUAUGGAACGUGAGGUUGAUGCUCAAUCCGACGAGGAGGACAUGAAGGAGGCAUUCAACGUGUUCGAUAAGAACGGGGAUGGGUUUAUCUCGGUAGAUGAGUUACGGUCCGUUCUUGGCUCCCUUGGACUUAACCAAGGGAGGAACUUGGAGGAUUGUAAACUUAUGAUCAUGAAAGUUGACGUGGAUGGUGAUGGUAUGGUUAGCUUUAAAGAGUUUAAGAAAAUGAUGAAACAAGGUGGUUUUGCUAGUUUGAAUUAAAUCAUUAGCUAGUAUAGAUCGAACAAAAUUUGCUAGCUAAAUUUAGCUAGCUAGUUCUUUGAUUUCUUCAUUGUUAUUGCUUGAUUUGUGGUGAUUAGAACGCGCCGUCGGUGUAUGUAUAUAUGAUGAUGUUUGUUCUUUGUGUAUGUUCCUUGUUGAUUUGAGAUAUUUAUUUUUGGAUAUUUAUUUAGUGUUUACAUCACGAGUUCGUUCAUCGGAUUUCUUGGAUCUCAAGGUAUUGAAUCGAGUUGAUUUAGAUCGAGUUUGGAUCGGAAAUGGGUGGGUUGUGGUGGUUCAUCGUGGAUUCACAGGAAGAAUGGAGUAAGGUGUAUGUUGUUAGUUUGAGUCAUUUGAAUAUUGGAGAUUGUAUUAGAAGGAUAAAUUAAUUAAAUGAAAUGUCAUUAAGCUAGGUGGUUA
This is a messenger RNA of Chenopodium quinoa (quinoa), 1326 nucleotides long. Its product is annotated as calmodulin-like protein 3. The transcript has a single exon. NCBI's taxonomy places the organism in Eukaryota, Viridiplantae, Streptophyta, Magnoliopsida, Caryophyllales, Amaranthaceae. Bases 253 to 909 code for a protein of 218 amino acids. Gene Ontology annotation, molecular function: calcium ion binding. The record is from RefSeq and is a predicted model, not a curated record.